CCACCUUACAUUUUCCAUCGUAUCUGUUCCAACUGCAUUCGCGUUCAACAAUGCCACGUCAGCAACGUGCCAGGUCUUAUCUUCGAAUGAGCCUAGGAGUGUUCCCAGCUGAAUAAUAUGUGUGGCACCCCCGUGCCCCCAAUUAUAGAUUAAUAGAGCUACCGUGGUUGAUUAGCUUUCAUUCCUGGCGAUACUGUUAUCUGGAAGAAGUCUCAUCUCGUCUAGAUCUCUCAACUGGUUUUUCAAAGAUGCUUCAAAUCGCCGUUCUGCUUUUGGCUACGGCCUGUGCAAACGCAGGAUUCUCCGACCCGAACUUUGUUGGCGAUCGACAGGUCAUAGUUCAUCUAUUUGAAUGGAAAUGGACCGACAUCGCUAGAGAAUGCAGAGAAUACCUUGGACCGCAUGGAUUUGCCGGUGUACAGGUUUCCCCGCCAAUGGGACACCGGGAGUUUGGAGACGUACCAACUCCCUAUCCGUGGUGGCAACGCUACCAGCCCGUAAACUACACGCUCGAGAGUCGUAGCGGCACCGAAGCGGAGUUUAGGGACAUGGUGGCUACAUGUAACGAGAAUGGGGUUCGAAUCUACGUUGAUGCUGUCAUUAACCACAUGGCAGUUGAUGAUAGUUACACGUUUGAAGCUGUACCAUACUACCCUCCAAACUUCAACGUACCGAACGGAAAGUGCAACACCACGAGCGGCAACAUCGAGAGUUACCAAGACGCUUAUCAAGUCCGGAAAUGCAACUUGGUAGGUCUUUGUGAUCUGGACCACUGCAAUUUGGACACCAGGACGAAGGUCCAGGAGUACCUCAACAGAGCACUGAGCUACGGCGUGGCCGGGUUCCGAUUCGACGCAGCUAAGCACAUGUGCCCUGGGCAAAUCAGCAAGAUCCUCAGUGGUUUGCAGGAUUGCAAGUUUGGAGGUUCCCCCUACCUGUAUCAAGAGGUCAUCGACCGGGGCGGUGAGCCGAUAAAAUCAUCCGACUACACCCAUCUCGGAGAUGUCACCGAAUUCAAAUAUUGCGGCUACAUUGCGGGAAUCGCUGAUGGAUCCUUCGACCUCAGAUCUCUGAAGGAUUUCGCGACAGAAAUGGGAAUGCUUGAAUCGUCGUCAGCCUUCGUCUUCGUGGAUAACCACGACAACCAGCGGGGCCAUGGUGGCGCAGGAAACGAGAUCUUGUCAUUCCAAAAGCCAAAGUUUUACAAAAUGGCCGUUGCAUUCACUCUCGCAAAUAACUACGGUACAACUAGGAUCAUGAGCUCUUACAAGUUCAAUAACACUGAUCAAGGACCUCCAAGCAAUAACGGCAAGGACACCAAGUCUCCAGAGUUCAACUCGGAUUCAACCUGCAAGGGCAACUGGGUCUGCGAACAUCGAUGGCCAGAGUUCCGUAACAUGGUUCGCUUCCGCAACAUCGCCGGUACCGCACCCGUAACCUGGACGUACGAGUCAAGUACGUUCAUCGCGUUCUCCCGUGGAAACAAGGCCUUCUUUGCUCUGAGCACUGGGGAAAGUCAAGAAUGCCGGCGGAUUCUGACAAAUCUCGAUCCGGGCACCUAUUGUGAUCUGAUUAGCGGCGAGUCCUCUGGACAAGUUUGCACGGGGAAGGUUAUCACUGUCGAUGGUAGUCGCUUUGCUAACAUCUGCCUGGGUGGGGAGGAUUCCAUGGUGGCUAUAACUGUCUAAGAUUCAAAUGUUAAUUACACAUCAUCAGGGUGAUGAUAGCGGAAUAGAAUUACUCCAAACACCAGAUUAAAGAAAAACGGAAACCACUUACAUGGAAAACCUGGCCAUUACGUUGAAGUAAAAUAUAAUGAAAUGAAAUCAGUGAUAAAUGGAUCAUUUACUAUUGCAUGUAUAAUGAAAUCUGUUUGAUUUCGAUGUAUGUUCUUUUAGCAAAUUAGGAGACCUUCUUUCGCUUCUUUGGUUCUCAGGGGAGGGGGAUGGGGAUCGAAUUCCCCAGAUGUUGAAAGAAAAAAGAACUAAAACAUAAUGUAGGCGACGAAUAAUAAAGAAGCAACGAUUAUGAUGAUAAUUGGAUAGAAUAUAUUUGAGGUAAAUUAUCAGUUAUGAUCUCGCAAACUGUAAUAAUGCUGUAUAUAGAACAGCGUGAGGCAACGAACGUAGAGGGCGUCAACCCUUUGCAGUUUGAUGAUACAUACCCCUCCUCUACCCCCACCCCAAUUCACCCCUGUUGUCUACACCCGACUGCUUGAUGAACUACGGAUACAAGGGGCACGUUGCAGAAAGAGUUGCGUUUAAAGGCAAGUCAAAACAUCAGUCACAAGUCCUGAAUGCACGCUGUUGAUUGGUUGAAAAUCAAGUUGCGCAUGACUUUUAGAGUUGCGAUUGAUUGCAACUCUUUCUGCAACGGGCCACAAAAUGAAUAUUUGACCUACAAACAAUAUCAAAGACAAGACUACGAAUUAAGGUGCAAUCAAUAAACAAUAAUUAAGCAUAUAAAAUACAAUUUUUUUUAAUAAAGUGACCGAUUGGAUCACGGACCCGAAGAAAAACAAAUUAAACCUCUACAUCAGAAACCCAAAGCAACAAAACACUGAUAAUGAAAAAAAGGAUAGAUUACGAGAUUACGACAAAAUCAGAUUCUUGAUCUUGAGUUCUAUACUGUGAUCCCGGUAAACAUGCUUGCAUCAGAGUAAUAAAAAGCUCUUUAUUCAAUAGGGUUAUACGGCAGCAUUAUGACUGCCAAAAUAUGGGAUGGUUGAAAAUAUUUAUAAUGCCAUUGAAAAGAAAAUAGAUACAGGGUUGUUUAUGAUUUUCCUGGGGGGUUUAACAAUUACUUUUAAUUGAUGAGCUUUCAAAAUAAAGGUUGAUUAUAAAAGAGAAAUCCCCGUUGUCAUGAUUUCAAUAUAAAUUUAAUAAUGAAAUUGAUUUUAUCAUCAGUGCGCGGAGAUGGGGGUGAUGAUUUUGGAGAGAAAGGUAGACUGGAA
Messenger RNA from Lytechinus variegatus (green sea urchin), 2953 nucleotides. RefSeq names its product alpha-amylase B-like. Gene Ontology annotation, molecular function: cation binding; alpha-amylase activity. The coding region runs from base 249 to 1688 and encodes 479 amino acids. Gene Ontology annotation, biological process: carbohydrate metabolic process. The record is from RefSeq and is a predicted model, not a curated record. The transcript is spliced from 5 exons. Lineage: Eukaryota; Metazoa; Echinodermata; Echinoidea; Temnopleuroida; Toxopneustidae.